Molecule: messenger RNA, 3100 nt
Organism: Cololabis saira (Pacific saury)
Lineage: Eukaryota; Metazoa; Chordata; Actinopteri; Beloniformes; Belonidae
Gene: dclre1b
Product: DNA cross-link repair 1B
Exons: 4
Coding region: 233-1975 (580 amino acids)
Biological process (GO): interstrand cross-link repair; protection from non-homologous end joining at telomere; double-strand break repair via nonhomologous end joining
Molecular function (GO): damaged DNA binding; 5'-3' DNA exonuclease activity
Source: RefSeq, a predicted model, not a curated record
UGUUGAACUCAAAUUGAAAGUGGAAAUGGCGCGGUAUGCAACAGUGCCAAAAAUAACGAUUCAGCUGUUAAUGGUUCAGAGUUUAAACUAGAAGAUCAAAAAAGUACAAGCGUGUCGACGUAAUGCAGGUCAUCGUCGGGUUACCCUUCCAGCUGUUUGUAUGAGAAGAAUGUUAAAGUCACAACAGGUUGCUAAGCGUCUGGUUUCCCAGUAGUGACUUCAGGCAUGGACGAUGUCGACCAACGGGAAAGUCAUCCCGCACACCCCGCUGGCCGUGGAUUUCUGGCAGCUGCGGAAAUGUCCGGGCACCCGGCUGUUCUUCCUGAGCCACAUGCACAGCGACCACACGGUGGGGCUGAGCUCCACCUGGAGCCACCGGCCCAUCUACUGCUCCCCCACCACCGCCGCUCUGCUGAGGGCUAGACGGAAGGUGAAGGAAGAGUGGAUCCAUCCUCUUGAACUUGGUGAGCCAUAUCUGCUUCCCCUGGAUGACAUAGGCAAGGAGCAGCUCACAGUCACGCUGAUAGAUGCCAACCACUGCCCAGGAGCUGUCAUGUUUCUCUUUGAGGGCUACUUUGGCGCAAUAUUAUACACCGGUGACUUUAGAUACACUCCUUCAAUGCUGCGUGAAUCUUGUUUGAGGACCAACAUCACUAUAGAUGUCCUGUACCUGGACAACACUAACUGUGACCCCAACCGUACUCUGCCAUCCAGACAGAAAGCCACUCAACAAAUCAAAGAGAUCAUCCGCAGCCACCCCAACCACAAUGUUGUUAUAGGUCUGUACUCUCUGGGUAAGGAGUCCCUUCUGUUGGAGUUGGCGAUGGAGUUUAAAACCUGGAUUGAAGUGAGUUUUGAGCGAAUGGAGACCCUCAAAGUUCUGGAGCUUCCUGACGUCUUCACUACUGAGUCAGGCGCUGGCCGUAUCCGAGUCGUAGAGCAGUCUGAGAUUUGUGCUGCAUCUGUGUGCCAGUGGAACAAAGAAGAGCCUACUUUGGCCAUUUUCCCCACCAGCAGACCCAUCAUCUCCUACCACCCCAGUGUCUACGUAGUGCCCUAUUCAGACCACUCCUCUUAUCAAGAGCUAGAGGAUUUUGUCUCUGCUCUGAAACCUACUUCCCUUGUGCCCAUUGUAGGAACAGUUUUACCUGGAAGUCUUUCUGCCUUACAGCCAAACAAAAAGUGUUAUGAAAUUCUGGUACCUGAGUCAGUCCGACAGUAUAUGUUGGGAGAGCCUGAGAUGCAGCUUACCUUGUCAGAAUACACUAGCCUUCGCCGCAGGCCCUUGAGACCUCUUGCCCCCAAAGGAGUCAUAUUUGAUUCACCUGUAAAGUUACCAGUAGGUGGAGAAGCUUGGGAGGCAGACAGCCUGAACCAAGAAGAAGAAAUGGAUGUGGAAAAUAGUGAACAACAGUCUGACUGUAUCCUUUUGGACCCAAUCAAGAAAAUCACCCCCAGCAGAAACCGAGGACGAGCCAGAGACAUCUGGAACUUGAACGUUGUCCGUACGGUUUCGAAUGAAAUGGCGAUGGCAGAGUCGGUGCCACUGAGUCAACUCACACCAAGCAGCUUUCCUCCAAUGGAGAUUCUGAUGAACACUGAGGCCUGCCUGAAGCCCAUAGGUACAAUUCCUACUGAAACAAAAUUCAAAAUGAUAAAUAAUCAGCGUACAGGAUAUGGUAAUGUUCAGAAUAAAUAUGUUUUGUCAGAUGGGGAUAGCAUGAGUCAGCACAGUGGGAAUGAUCAGAAUGACGGUCUAUUUUGCAACAGUCCUGACAGCGCCUCCUGUGCUUCAUCCAGCUCCUUGAUUGAGCUGCAGCGAGAUUACAUAGACGAGCUUGAAAACAGACUUCUAGAGUGUCUUCACUUCUCAGAGGAAGACAUUAAACACAGAGGACUUCUGUCACAGAGCUUUGUGCAAAAGUUCACCCUCUCACCCUUAAUAAAUUUAGAGGAGGAAAAUGAGGACAUCUGACACGGAUGCAUGAAUAUAAGAUCAAUGGUUUGGUCUUAUUUGAGUUGCCAUUUUUAUUUCUAUUGGGAAAAAAGCACCUUAAACUACUUAUAUCAAGUUUGUUCCCUAUUUUACGUUCUUUCCGGUAUUUCAUUGGGAAGCUGGACAUUUUAAAAGGAAAAAAAGGAGGGUUGUGAUCACAGCCUCACUGGUCUUGGACUACUUUUGUGUUCUCAAAGACAUGGGAACAAUCCUUUCUUGUGUGUUUCAUUAAAAACAAUUUUAUUGUUGUGAUGGAGGGUCUUAAUGUUAUUGUUUUUAUAUUAUGGAUGAAGGAGAGUUGCAUAACUCACUGUUGAAUAACUGAAAAGUCAUCCUUGGGGUAUUUGCAACUUUGCUGGAUGGACCUAACAGCACCAGUCCGCACUACGGUCUCAAACCAGCAGGAAGCCGUGCUUGGCUGCAGUCCCACAGCCAGCUCCUCUUAUCCACUGUCCUCACUGACCUAAGCUGUUCUGCAGACUAGAGAUACAUCUGUGCCAAGCUUUAUCUUUCCAGUCUUUUGUAGCUUUUCACUAAAGCUUUGUGAUGUUUGAAGUUUUGUGUCAUACCAGUGUAUAUAUCAGCCCAGUAUUUGCUAUUAAUGAUGUUAUAACUCCUAUAUACUUGUGGUGCAGCAAGACAAGACUGGUUAAGGGAUGUACAAAAUAAAGUCCCAGCCAAGUCAGUUAUAAAAUGUGAAAAAAAAAAAAAAAAAAUUGUUCAUUUAAAUAGGUUUGCGUUACAUAAUAGUGUCUCUGAAUGGUGUUCCUGCUAUAGUGUGAGCUGUGUACUGCUUUUUCUACUCUCCUUUUACAUGUUUUAUAUUUCAAUUUGACGAAGUAUGGAAGCUUCACACUCUACUGCAAUAAUAAUCAAUCUAUUAAUAAUUUCUAAACUGCACAAGCUAAUAAGAACUAUAAAACGUUUUUUAUAUAUGUAAUGCAAUGUACCUGUACAAUGUACCCUGAUUUGACAUGUUAACGUUUGAACCCUCAAUCCUCUCUUAACUACUUGUAAGUAUUCUGAGAGAGAAAUAAUCAUACUGCCUAGUAAAUCUGAAAUGCAACCUGCAUAUUUGAAUUUCCCUUGAGAUUAAUAAAGUAU